Owenia fusiformis is the source of this 1656-nucleotide messenger RNA. Lineage: Eukaryota; Metazoa; Annelida; Polychaeta; Sabellida; Oweniidae. The record is from the annotation of a GenBank genome assembly.
AAACUCGAAAUUUCGUUUUUGAUUUCGGAAACUAGUUUGUAAUUUAGACAAUUUUCACUAUCGCGUUGCAUCCUGGGUAAACAAUGGCUACUCCCGGAAAUUCAAUCGGCAUGAGAACAUUUGGAGAAAGACCGAAGUCAUUUCAAGUAGAAGAGGGUGGUGAAUACUAUUAUAUCGGAUCUGAGGUUGGCAACUAUCUGCGCAUGUUCAGAGGUUCACUCUAUAAAAGGUACCCUACAUUAUGGCGAAGACUCGUUACUUUAGAGGAGAGAAAACGUAUCGGAGACAAAAUUCCGCGCACUAGUUCAACUGACACAAAGGGCAAGGAACGAAAAGUUGGUUUAGGAGGUCAACAUUCUCUAGCGACAAAUAUUACCCUACUGCGAGCACAAGAAGUGGAAGACAUUUUUGAAGGACGUGAUGAGAAAUAUCGAGCCGUCUCAUUUUCUUCGGAACCAAUUGAGAAAAUAACAAGAGGAGACAGUGGAAAAAGUAAACGUGGCAGUAAUUGGGUUCCCACUGUCCCGAGUACAUCUCAUCACCUCGAUGCUGUCCCGAGUUCGACACCAAUUAACAGAAACAGAAUUGGAAGAAAUAAAUUGCGAUCAUUCCCUUUAUGCUUUGACGACUCUGAACCUGGACCAAUUCAUGAAAAUGCCGCCCAACCGGAAGUCUUGGUGCCCAUCAGGCUGGAUAUGGAGUUUGACGGACAGAAACUCAGAGACUGCUUCACAUGGAAUAAAAAUGAACAACAGUUAACACCUGAGCAAUUCGCAGAGCUCCUUUGCGAUGACCUUGACCUCAACCCGAUCAAUUUCAUUCCGGCUGUAGCGCAGUCAAUUCGGCAGCAAAUUGAAGCAUAUCCCACCGAAGAACUCCUUGCGUCAUGUGACCAGCGAGUAAUCCUAAAGUUGAACAUUCACGUCGGGAACAUAUCAUUGGUAGAUCAGUUUGAAUGGGAUAUGGGUGAACGAGAAAACAGCCCAGAAGAAUUUGCAACAAAACUUUGUGCGGAGUUAGAUCAGUUUGAAUGGGAUAUGGGUGAACGAGAAAACAGCCCAGAAGAAUUUGCAACGAAACUUUGUGCGGAGUUAGGCUUGGGUGGGGAAUUUGUCACAACAAUAUCUUACAGCAUUCGUGGGCAGCUAAGUUGGCACCAGCGAACAUACGCAUUCAGUGAAGCCCCAUUACCAACAGUUGAAGUUGCAAUAAGGAACCAGCACGAGGCAGAUAAUUGGUGUCCUUUCCUGGAGACCUUGACUGAUGCUGAAAUGGAGAAAAAGAUACGUGAUCAGGAUCGAAAUACAAGGCGUAUGAGGAGGUUGGCAAAUACCGCACCAUCGUGGUAGUAGAUCUGACACAUUGAGGACUUUUGAACUCAGGACUUUUGAACUAUGGACUCCAAAUGCUGUCAUGGCCUUAUCAUCAGUCCUUAUAUUUGAAAGAUGGUAGUUCUAAUUGUAGGACUUUUAAGAUGCUACAAUAAUGAAGAUGGACAAAAGGACUAUCAAACGAUGUUGUAUGUUGUAAACAUUAACGUGUAAUAUUACUGUAAAAAUCUCAAAAAUAAACUAUAUUUCAUUAGACUGUAUAUAAAAAAAUUGCUUGACUCUUAAUCUUUUUUUAUGAAUUGAUUGGAAAUCAUAAUCAGUAAGC